GCCUCACUUCGGAACAGCACAGCUACAGCGCGCAAACGAGGAUCCAGCAUUCCUGCACAAGUUCCAGAAGCAACAGUGCGCGCUGCGUUGCCUUCUGAAAAGAGAAGGACAGGCCGCUUUCGAGCGUUGCUCCCCACCGGUUUGGGCCCUACAUGGCGUCGAAGUGGAGUCUCGACGCGUAAGGAGGAGUAAAAGCCGGUGUGCCCGCAGGAAUCAAAUAAGAUGACACGAGGAGGGACACCGUGGGCUAGGCCCUCAUGCCUGGUGAUUUUGAUCCUUGUGAUGUUAAGCGCCAGGGCAAGGGCUACCCUAGUCCCACUGGAUAUGGGAGAAGUCGAUCUUUUAGCAGCCAUGAUCACGGACGACGCGUUAGGGGUAGAGAAGGUGGAUGGAAUGUGUACGAAUCGACCGCUCUCAGCAGGGAUGAAGGACAAGUUCAUCAACGACGAGGCAUACACCAUCUAUUCAUCGGCAAGCUUGUCGGGUCAUGCAGAUACCAUUUUCAUGGAUGGCGACUUCCCCCAAGACUUUACCAUCAUGAUGACCUUCAAAACCAAGGCUAGCGGCUACCCCUUCAUCAUCUACAGUGGAGAAACAGCAGACAAGGCACUUGCAGUCAACAUCGGAAAGAAGGUGGAAUUCAUCUACACAGACACGUCGGGAAAGCCUGGCGCGCCAAUAUUUUUCGACACAGAUCUAAGAGACGGAAAGUGGCAUCGAGCAUCUUUAAUGGUCAACCAGUCCUCAGUCUCUCUGUUUUUGGACGGAGUCAAAACAGAGACACAGUACCUUGGGCGAGAUAACUCAGCAACCAUCGACACCCAAGGUGCUGUCUACAUUGGCCAGGACAUCUUCGCUGAUGUUGGUAGUGGAAAGUUCACGGGUGACAUCCAGGAUCUCAUGAUCAUCCCAAGUGCAAAAGCUGCCUCGAGACACGCCUCCUACUAUGCCCCAGAUUGCGGAUAUGGUUAUAAGCUCAUGAUGGAGAGCGAAGGUGGUGGCCUUUUGUCAGGACAAGGGGAGGCUGUUGAGUAUGAAGCCUCUGGAGAUGUUGACUGGGGAGCUGGAGGUAACGACACCGAUGGUGGUGAUUAUGGAGGUGGAGGUGAGGGUGGGGAUUAUGGAGGUGGCGGAGGAGGGGGUGGAUAUGAGACCACCACCUACUUCUACAUCCCAGGCCCGCCUGGUCCCCCUGGAGCACCAGGUUACCAGGGAUCGAAAGGAGAAGCUGGUUACCCUGGACGAGAUGGCAUCCCAGGAGGCAUCGGUAUCCCAGGACCACCGGGUCAUGUUUUCGUGAUCCCACUUCCAACAGGGCAAAGCAGAGAUAUUCAGAACGAAGCAACACAAUUCAGGACACUUUUACAACAGCAUAUGUUGUCCAUGCGAGGAGCUCCAGGUCCUCAGGGUUUGACUGGGCUACCUGGACCUGCAGGUCCGACUGGGCCUGAUGGACCAAAGGGAGAAAAUGGAGACCGAGGAGACAUGGGUAUCAUUGGACCAAGAGGCCCAAUUGGAGGACCUGGAAGAAAUGGAAGACGUGGUGUCUCUGGUAAUGAUGGUGCACGUGGUGCAUCUGGACCACCAGGUCCAAAGGGUCUGAGAGGUUACCCCGGAAUGCCUGGUAUGCCUGGCAUGAAGGGGGAGUUUGGCCCACAAGGAAUAACAGGUCAAAGGGGACUUCCUGGAGACACUGGUGAAGUUGGUGAACCAGGAAACAUGGGCACUGGUGGGCCUCCAGGGGAUAUGGGACCCAGAGGCUUCACGGGAGAAAUAGGAUCGCAGGGCACUACAGGUCCACCAGGACAUCCCGGUAAACUAGGCCCACCUGGCCCUAAAGGAGGAAUAGGAGGCGUUGGACCCAGAGGGAACAUAGGACCUGGUGGCCCAUCCGGCCCAAGAGGACCUCCUGGUCCACCGGGCCCUAUUGGGCCAAGCGGUUUGGCUGGACCCACAGGUAAACCUGGCUUGCCAGGUAUGCCUGGAGCCGAGGGAAUGCCAGGACAUCCUGGGCUGAUUGGCCCAAUGGGAGAGAAAGGAGACGUUGGUCCUUCUGGACCUGCUGGAAUCAUAGGAUACCCAGGAAGCAGGGGUGCUAAGGGAGACAAGGGACCAAGAGGACAGUCAGGAGGUAGAGGAGAAGCAGGACCAAGCGGCCCAACAGGUCCAAGAGGUAAUGAAGGUCUGAAGGGCUCAAGGGGUCACAAAGGUAUGCCUGGCUCCUCAGGUGAGGAAGGACCUCAGGGACCAAAGGGUGAGAUGGGACCAAGAGGAGAGACAGGAUCUCAGGGACACCGCGGGCCAAAGGGCAGUCUUGGAAUCCCAGGAUUCCCUGGUUACCCAGGUUCUAAUGGAGAGAAGGGGUCAGUUGGGCGAACAGGUGCGCGUGGACGCCUUGGAGAAAAAGGGGAUCAGGGACCAAAUGGGGUUAUUGGAGAACGAGGUUCACCAGGACCAAGGGGUCUUCGCGGCGAGAAGGGACCGGUUGGCAGCACAGGUUCAGUCGGAGCAAAGGGUGAGCGUGGUGAACUUGGCUCCCCAGGUAUGAUAGGAGAAAGGGGUGUCCCAGGACCACCGGGAGCACCAGGCUUCCAGGGUUCUAUCGGAACACCAGGCCCUCCAGGUAAACUUGGUCCCAAUGGCUUCCCGGGCGAGCGAGGACGACAAGGAGAGAGAGGCCCAGCAGGUCCAUCAGGUUCACCAGGUGUCAUUGGACAACCUGGCGUCCAGGGAAAUUCUGGCAUCCCAGGUGAACGAGGUGUCCCAGGACAAAUUGGUGUCCCUGGAGAUAUUGGAGCACCCGGCGAGACAGGCAAAGUCGGCGAACCUGGUCCCCCUGGCUCAGAAGGCAAACAGGGUCACCAGGGAGAACUGGGAGCUCCAGGGUUCUCUGGCCCUCGUGGUCUUCCCGGUCCAGUGGGUAUGCCUGGUGCGAAAGGAGACUUCGGGCCUCCUGGACCUGCUGGACCACGUGGAGACAAGGGAGUCCGAGGAGAGCUUGGACCUGCUGGUCCAGCUGGCCCUAAUGGACGACCUGGUCCACCGGGCUUCACUGGAUCCCAAGGAGAAAAGGGCGACUUGGGCCUAGAUGGUCCACCAGGGCCACAAGGUCCUCUUGGUCCCCCCGGCGGAAGAGGUUUGAAUGGUCCAGCCGGCCCCGAAGGACCACCUGGCGAUGUUGCUGAGAAAGGAUUUCCCGGACAACCAGGUCCACGCGGUGACAAGGGAGAAGUUGGCAAGGUUGGUCCACCAGGUGCGACUGGAUCUCCAGGACUGAACGGAGCCCCAGGCCCCGCUGGUCCACAAGGAGAAUCUGGAUUCAUUGGAGCGCGAGGCCCACCUGGACCAAAGGGAGAUGAUGGUCCUAGGGGAGUCUUGGGACCCCCUGGUCCCCUGGGUCAGCAAGGUAUCCCUGGCGUAGAAGGUCCCAAGGGACAGGAUGGUGCUCCAGGCAAGCAAGGACCUGUUGGCAUACCCGGCCCACCUGGACAGAAGGGUGCAGCAGGACCCAUAGGUCAAUCCAGCAGUCUUCCCGGAGCCCCAGGACCAAUGGGCCCCGCAGGAUCUAAGGGUGACCGUGGUCAACCAGGUGAACCAGGCAAGGCUGGAACUGAUGGAGAACAAGGUCCAACAGGUAUCGUAGGAAGGAAAGGUGACAUUGGUAACCCUGGCAUCCAGGGUGCCCCAGGCCCCCGAGGAAAGCCCGGAGUGGAGGGUCUCAAGGGAGAAGGGGGACCUGUUGGCUACCCCGGCGCUCCUGGAGCAACUGGUAGCACAGGAACAAAGGGAGACCCAGGUCCACAAGGACCUCCAGGAGAGAGAGGACAAAUCGGACACCCGGGUGUGGCCGGUCCAGACGGCCCCCUUGGACCCCCAGGACAACCAGGAAAACCAGGAAAAUCUGGUUCGCCAGGAAUUCAAGGUCCUCAGGGAGAGACAGGAGACAAGGGAUCACGUGGUGUACAUGGAGAAAGGGGUCCAAAUGGACCACCCGGGCUUCAGGGUCGAGUCGGACCUGCUGGGGCUCCUGGACCAAUUGGACAACCAGGAGCUGCGGGCGAGGUGGGAGCUACUGGCCCAGUAGGAGGAACUGGUCCAGCAGGGCCAACAGGUGCCAAUGGACCAACUGGUCCUAAAGGAGGAGAAGGCUUCAAGGGAGGAAGGGGUCUUCGAGGCCAAACAGGCGGCAUGGGCCCUCCAGGUCCACAAGGUGACAAGGGUGACAAGGGUCUUCUUGGCCCUCUUGGACCACCAGGACGAAAGGGAGACCCUGGUCUUCCAGGACCUCCAGGCCCCGACGGAGAUCCAGGUGUCCAAGGAAUGAUCGGAAAUGAUGGUCCCCCUGGCCCCAAGGGUGAGACAGGUCCAGCAGGGUCUACCGGUCCAGCUGGCCCAGCCGGACCCCAAGGACCACCUGGCACCCCCGCUGACAUCAGAGUCUCAGAGAACAUCUUCUCCACUAGGCAAUACGGCUACACUGGCACAGCUGGCAAGAAGCGAAAGCGUCGGUCUGUCGUGCCAGAGAUGGAAGAAGCCCAAGAUGAUGAAUUAGACCCCAAGAAAGAAAAGAAAUUGGACGACGAGAAACCUGAUGAUGCCAGUGCAAAGAAAGAGGACGCAAGCAAAACUCUCACCUUGGAACAAGUGGUCAAGCAGAUCUUUGAGAACAUCGACGACCUACGAGAGGAAAUCGAAGAGAUACGUCUGCCCCCAGGAACCAAGGAGAGCCCAGCCAGAACUUGCAAGGACAUCUAUCUUGCCUACCCAGAGUCAAAAGAUGGCUGGUACUGGAUUGACCCGAACCUUGGCGCCCCUCUGGACGCUAUUCAGGUCUGGUGUAACAUGACAGCAGAGGGCGAGACCUGCAUAUCACCAAAACGUAACACACGGGUCAUGAUUCCUAAGCAUUUCCCAAGAGACGACAGCGUACAGUGGUUCAGUGACAUGAAUGCAGGAUUCAAGAUCAAGUACCCAUCUGAGACCCAGAUGGCCUUCCUGCGCCUCCUCUCCCUGAAGGCUUCCCAGAAGUUGACAUACUUCUGCACCAAUGCCAUAGCUUGGUUCAACCAAGAGGACAACAACCACAGCAAGUCUAUCAAGUUAUUAGGGGCCAAUGACCAUGUCAUGCAAAAGUUCAAGAGCAAGGAUGUCAUCUAUGAUGGAUGCAGGAAUCGUCGAUCCAAUGCAUACACCGUCUUCAUGUUGAAGACACGAAAGGUACACCAGCUUCCAAUCAUCGACUUAAUGCCUCAAGAUUACGGGGCAGCAUGGCAGAAAUUCGGCUUCGAGAUCGGCCCAGUGUGUUUCAGUCAUUAGUAGCGGGGACAUAAGACUAUAUAAACGCCACCACCAGAAUCCAAGUAAUCGCGCUCACAUGAGCAAAGCUCCUAUACUAUCGCUUCAAAAUAUUUGGUUUUGGAAGCAGCACAUUUUGGGGAUUUAGGUUUUUUUAAUUUGUCUGGCUAGUGAGCACUGGGAUGGAUGAAAUUCUCUGAUUAUAUGUAUAUGUGGUGAUCUCCUUUUGUAAAUAGGUGUCUUCCUAAAUUCUAUUCAGUGUCUAAUGAUGUGAUAUAACAGAUAAAUUAUUUUUGAGAGAGAAAUUUUGUUCAGUUUAGGCAGCUUACUCACCAGACAUAUACAUAUACAGCUACGUGUACACAUAAGUACAUGAAAUGUACAUUCAAGUACAUAACAAGUGCAUAUCAGGUCCGUGACAGACAUCCAGUCACUCGAAGCUAGAUGUAAUAUAAAUUAAGAAUAGAGUAACGCCAGGGCUCUUCCCCAAAAUGUCCUUCAACCAAAACCUCUGAAAUUGAAGUGGCAUCAGUUUGAUAAUCGUAUAAUAUGUUAGGUCCAAGUCUGUUCACUUUGAAUGCAAUGUAUUAGUGAAUUUUUCAUAUUGUAAAUAAAUUGGUAUGUUACUUCUUAUAUAAUAA
Lineus longissimus is the source of this 5936-nucleotide messenger RNA. RefSeq names its product collagen alpha-1(V) chain-like. Bases 223 to 5316 code for a protein of 1697 amino acids. Lineage: Eukaryota; Metazoa; Nemertea; Pilidiophora; Heteronemertea; Lineidae. Gene Ontology annotation, biological process: extracellular matrix organization. Gene Ontology annotation, molecular function: extracellular matrix structural constituent conferring tensile strength. The transcript is spliced from 33 exons. The record is from RefSeq and is a predicted model, not a curated record.